Messenger RNA from Cotesia congregata, 600 nucleotides. The record is from the annotation of a GenBank genome assembly. NCBI's taxonomy places the organism in Eukaryota, Metazoa, Arthropoda, Insecta, Hymenoptera, Braconidae.
AUGCAUGAUUUAAUGGAAGGAAUACAUAGAUAUUCAAUGGCAUUAAUAAUUAAAAUAGUUCCACCUGCUAUUAGCGCUAAUCAUUUAAAAAAUAAGUAUAUUAUAAUAUCUGCUUCUGAAAUGUUAAGUCUCGUAAGAAAUUUUGCUUUUGUAGUCGGAGAUCUUGUUGAUGAACAAAAUGAUAUUUGGAUGUACAAUAAUUUAUUGUUAGAAGUCACAGAAAUACUUACCUCGCAAAUUUUUUCAUCUGAACUAUUAGAAUACUUGGGAAAUUUGAUUCAACGACACAAUGAAACAUUUAUCUCGUUACUUAACGAAACUCUAAAGCCAAAGUUUCAUUUAUUAUUGCAUUAUCCAAGAAUUAUUGAAAAAAUUGGACCACCUAUUUUAGUGAGCUCGUUUAAAUAUGAAGCAAAACAUCGGGACGCUAAAAUCAUAUCUGGCACGAUAACUUGCCAAAUACAAUUACCCUUGUCAAUAGCUACCAGGUGUCAAUUGAAGUCUUGUUUUAGGUAUUCUAGUAAAAUUGGGCUCAAUGACAUCAUAAUGUCUAUGACCAUACGGUUUCAUUUAAGUUACUUCGACCUUGUGAUACACUAA